AUGACAGCGACAGAGCGACGAAUUCCAUCGCCAACUUACUUCAAACCAGCACCGAGUGAAAUUCAAUACGGCAAAAUGCGAUUUCUUAUCACUGAUCGUCCAUCUGAUUCUACUAUUCAAAAUUAUAUCGGAGAAUUGGAGAGGCAUAAUGCACGUGCUGUUGUGAGAGUUUGCGAACCAACAUAUGAAAUAAGCCCUCUGAUCUCGAGUGGAAUAGAUGUUCUUGAUUGGGAAUUUCUCGAUGGUAGUCCACCACCACAAGAAGUAUUGUUUUAUUGUAAUAGUUUUUUAUUGAAUAGUUGA
This is a messenger RNA of Dracunculus medinensis (Guinea worm), 303 nucleotides long. NCBI's taxonomy places the organism in Eukaryota, Metazoa, Nematoda, Chromadorea, Rhabditida, Dracunculidae. The record is from the annotation of a GenBank genome assembly.